Bacillus rossius redtenbacheri is the source of this 2927-nucleotide messenger RNA. Its product is annotated as SET and MYND domain-containing protein 4-like. The record is from RefSeq and is a predicted model, not a curated record. Gene Ontology annotation, cellular component: cytoplasm; nucleus. The transcript is spliced from 5 exons. Gene Ontology annotation, molecular function: histone deacetylase binding. NCBI's taxonomy places the organism in Eukaryota, Metazoa, Arthropoda, Insecta, Phasmatodea, Bacillidae. The coding region runs from base 835 to 2364 and encodes 509 amino acids.
AUCCGUUUGUUUAUAUUUACUUAACGCUUAGGCUAAGGUGACCGCUCCUUCUUCCAUUCACCCGGUAUUUACAUAAUGCUUAAUGUUAAUUUGAGAAAUAUUACUUUUAUUUUACUUAUAUUGGCAUUAUUUGACCCGUUUUAAAAUUCAGAUUUUUUUACUUAUUGUCAAAUGCGUAACAAAAUAGUUUUUAAUAUAAUUAGUUUGCUUGUUUAAAAAUCGGGAUUUUCAUUUUAGUUGGUUGGCUUCACGAAUCGCUUGGAAGUAAAUAUUUGCUUUCAAAAUGUUUUGAACUUAGGUUUUGAACUGUACGUCUGUACAUCUUGUACUUUGGUUAGGGUUAAGAGCUUUUAAUUUGUCUGCGGGUAUUUUUCAGUUUUUACCACGGAAGUGCAUACAUAUUAUUAUUUAUUGACUAUUUUUCAAGUAUUCAAAUAUUGAACAUGUGCGUCUCCGUUCGAAAGCUUUAUGCAGACGUUGUUACAAACCUCAGGAGAAGUGAUAAACUCUCCAUUGUCUCAAAUGGAUUUUCCCGGCUUUCAAGUGAUGCGGAUAGAGUUGAAUAUGCAUUCUCCGUUUUGCGUGAUUGCAAUCUUCUGUCAAAUUUUAACUUUGUAGAAGAGCGUCUGAAGCAAGAAAACGUUUGUGUUGAGUUGAGGAACAAAGGUAACGCAUGUUUCCAAAAGCAUAAGGACAAUGAAGCCCUUUUGUUGUACACUCGAAGUAUCGCCUAUUGCCCUGUUCCACCAGAAUACGUUGCACAUGAUAUUGCGGCUCACUUAAGUGAAAAAGACCUGGAACUUAUAACAAAGGAAGGAAGUGAUGAUUUAGCAUAUGCUUAUGCCAACAGAUCUGCAGUUUUGUUUGCAUUGGGAUGCACUAGGAAUGCUUCAACUUGCAUCAAGGCUGUCGUCGCAGCGAAGGAGAGAGCUGGAACUGGAGAUCAGUUCCAUGGCAGACAGCAUCAGGGGCUUGGAAGCAACGGGCAAGUGUGAAAAGCCUAAGCAAACUUGCUUCGAAGAAAUGAAGCUGUCCUUCGGUCAGAACGAGCAGAUACCGUCUGCGUCCGACUGCAUGGACGUGGACCGCUCGGAUGCAAUGGGUCGCAGCGUCGUCGCGACCCGGGAUGUGUCAGUGGGGGAUGUUUUGCUGAUGGAAGAGCCGUUCGCGGCCGUGCUGUUGCCUCGCUGCUACCACACGCACUGCUACCACUGCUUCAGGCGGUGCCGUGCGCUCGUGCCGUGCUGGCGCUGCUCCGUGGUAAUGUUUUGCAGUGAAACAUGUCGGAAAAAAUCUUGGGAAAUGAACCAUCAUUUUGAUUGUUAUAUCUUGACUCUCAUGCUGUCACUCAAGAUGCAGAAAUUGGAGAUGCUGGCAUUACAAGUAGUCAUCACAGCAGCCAUGCAACAUGAUUCGCUGACAAAGUUCUGUAGCUGGGUUAAGUUGAUCGAGGCACCGCUUGGUGAACCAGGGUUUGACGAGAACGGACAGUACAAGUCGACUGACUACAGAAGUGUUUACCACAUCGUUGCGAACACUGAAAAGAGGUCGGUGUCCGACUUAUUUGAGAGGUCGCUCAUUGCUUGUUUCGUUUCAGAGUUACUUAGCACCAAGACUAGCUUCUUUGGCUCGACAGAGAGUGCAAACUUCAGCGAAGGUGAAAUAGUUAAGUUCAUUGGUGGACUAAUUUUGAGGCACCUUCAGAACCUCCCGUGCAAUGCCCACGAAGUUUCAGAGUACUCCAAGUCGGAGCAGACAAGCAUAUACGAGCAGGAAGAGAUUGGAGCAGCAGCUUACGCAACUCUGAGUUUAGUCAACCACUCUUGCGACCCCAACGUAGUUAGGAUCAUACACGGUGGGAGGAAUGCCUUGGUGGCGAUUCGACCCAUCAGCAAGGGUGAACAGGUCCUCGACAACUACGGGUACCACUACGCAGUGAAUGACCUGGAGGAGAGGAAGACUGCGCUGGAGAAACAGUAUUUCUUCACGUGCCACUGCCUGGCCUGCGAGCAACGCUGGCCCACGUACCAUCGCUUGCCGUCCGAGGUCCCGGUGUUCCUGUGCUCGGACUGCCGUCGCGGAGCCGUUCUGAAACAGACGGGCAAAGCGAACACCUCGAUCUGCCCAGCUUGUCAGCGGGAGGUCGACGUCAGUGCGCUGGUUCGAGAGCUGGAAAGGUCCUCGGAAGCUGCCGCGGACGCGAUUCAGACGGCUUUGAGGCAACCCGACCAGAGUGUUCUGGAUGUUCUGACGAGUCACGUGGAGUGGUUGGACAGGCACGUGAAGAGGCCGUGGCAGCCAUACAACAACUGCCAGGAAGCGAUAAAACAUCUGUGGUUUUGUAGGAGCAGUUUGGUUAACUGAUGGUUCCAUUACAAAAACAUUCAAAGUUUGCUUUUGUUUAGUUGCCUUACAGGUACUGUGAUCUACGUAGCCAAGCUGAGUGACUGAGUAGGAGAAAAUUAUAAUUGUGAUUUCAAUGUAGGUAGGUGGCACUUGAUGUUUUGUUAUUUACAGCACUUCUGAACAAACUGAAUUGUUAAAACCUAUUAUGGUUUUAUGACCACCUACUCUAAAACCACUCAUUGUUGUAGUAUAGAUACUGCAAGUUUGAAAACUCUUAAAUGUGGCUUCUUACAAACGUUUCGUUUCACUAGACUAUCAUGUGUGGGAUCACACAACUCCAUAAGUUAGAAAAAUUUGCUAACCAUCACCUCUGUACUAAUAAUAAAAUACUGUAUUUACCCACACACGGGUCGCACCCUUAAUUUUUUUUUGUGGGGGGGGGGGGGGGGGGGGCAAUAUAACAUUUUUACCAGUAAGGAUGGCACAAAAUAGCUGUCUUUAGUAGAGUUCCAUGUAUACAAGUGCAAUCUUUGUUCUGUGUCUCAGUUUAUCGGUGCGUAAAAAUAUAGCACUGGUGUUUA